This is a messenger RNA of Camellia sinensis, 1585 nucleotides long. Lineage: Eukaryota; Viridiplantae; Streptophyta; Magnoliopsida; Ericales; Theaceae. The record is from RefSeq and is a predicted model, not a curated record.
CUCAUCCAUUGAGGAGAUUGAGAUAUUCAACAACCACCCACCACAAAAAAAGCUAGAAGACAAACACAAGAAGAGUGCCACUUUUGUCUUUUUGUUCGGCCCUGUUUCUUUGGGUUCAUAUUUUGUUGCAUUUUCUUGGGCACACACACCAGCAAUUACCUCUCUGGGAUUCGUUAAUUCACACAUUCGACUAUUUCCAAACACAAAUUAGUGUUUUGAUUGGUUUUGGCUUGUGGGUUUCACUUCUUGUGCUGUUCUGGAGUCAUUUUGGUUGUUGGGUCUUUGGGACUUUCGUAGGUUGUCUGGUAACUGUUUGAUGAUUUGAUGUCUUUGGCUGUUGGAGCUGUUUCUUGUUCCAAUAACAUGGGGCUCGAUGAAAACAAGGAGGGAGGAGAGAAGAGUGGGGUCCAAGAAAGUGGUGAUGAAAGUGAAUUGAAUAUGAAGAGAAACAUGAGUGAUAGUUCUUUUUAUGCGACUGAAGACGAGGAUGAAGAUGAGUAUGGUAAUAAAAUUCAGCUUGGUCCUCAGUGUACCCUUAAGGAACAGCUUGAGAAGGAUAAGGAUGAUGAGAGCUUGAGGAGGUGGAAGGAACAGCUUCUUGGGAGUGUGGAUGUGAACAAUGUUGGAGAAACAUUGGAACCAGAAGUGAAGAUCCUCAGUCUUUCAAUCCUCUCUCUUGAGAGACCUGACAUUGUUAUUCCUAUUCCUGAAGAUGGAAACCCCAAAGGUUUGUGGUUUACUUUGAAAGAAGGUAGUCGCUACAGCUUGAGAUUCUCUUUCCAAGUCAGCAAUAACAUUGUAUCUGGCCUUAAGUACACCAACAUCGUUUGGAAAACUGGCAUGAAAGUGGAUAGCACAAAAGAGAUGCUUGGAACUUUUAGUCCGCAGCAAGAGCCUUACACGCAUGUGAUACCCGAAGAGACCACCCCCUCUGGCAUGUUUGCUAGAGGUUCAUAUACUGCAAAAACAAAGUUUGUUGAUGACGAUAACAAAUGCUACUUGGAGAUCAAUUACACUUUUGACAUCAAGAAGGAUUGGGCUUCUGUUUAAACAGAGGACUUCCGGACCAGUGUUAGCAUAUGGCCUUCAUUCAGUUAUGUUCGUUGUACCAAUAUCAGUUUAAUUUGUUCCCACCACACAGAAUUAAUUAUCACUCUACGAUAUUCUUAACCACCAGAUUUCAUAACAAUUGAGAGACUUGUUUCGUGGGUAUCCCUUACUAAAAGGAGAGCUUGACAUGUCUUUUAGAUAUUCUUUUCCCUGCAGUAAAUUCCCCUUCUGUUAUGACCCGGCUGAGCUUGAUUUUUGGUGAAAUUUUUUCUGGUUUUGUUAAAGCUUGGAAAUCAUCGUGAAUCAUAGGCCCCGCAUUUAUAAGGACACAUUGGGGUACAAUUACUGGUCUGCCACUUUAUGUUUGAACUCUUUGUUAAACAGAGUGAUAAUUUGUUUUGUUGGUCUGCCACAUGAACAUCCUGACCAUGCUCCCAAAAGAAAAAGAAAAAAAAAUGAUUAUGGAUGGUUGAGAACUUACACCUGAUUUUUUUCUGUAGCUUCAAAACCUUUUAGUUAAACCUUCUACGAAUAU